Messenger RNA from Neoarius graeffei (lesser salmon catfish), 4021 nucleotides. RefSeq names its product prostaglandin-endoperoxide synthase 2b (gene ptgs2b). Gene Ontology annotation, cellular component: neuron projection; cytoplasm. Gene Ontology annotation, molecular function: oxidoreductase activity, acting on single donors with incorporation of molecular oxygen, incorporation of two atoms of oxygen; peroxidase activity; heme binding. The record is from RefSeq and is a predicted model, not a curated record. The coding region runs from base 50 to 1876 and encodes 608 amino acids. The transcript has 10 exons. NCBI's taxonomy places the organism in Eukaryota, Metazoa, Chordata, Actinopteri, Siluriformes, Ariidae. Gene Ontology annotation, biological process: cyclooxygenase pathway; response to oxidative stress.
CAGCGGGCGAGCAAACAACUGAAGUUGCAACACACUAAAAAUCACAGGAAUGUACACGACCGGACUGUUCCUUCUUCUUUUAUCCCUGGGCGUCCUGGCUUGCAAUGGAGCCGACCCUUGUUGCUCACAGCCAUGCCAGAACCGUGGUGUGUGUACAGCUCUUGGACAGGACUCUUACGAAUGUGACUGCACACGGACUGGUUAUUAUGGGCAAAACUGCACAACUCCUGAAUUCCUCACAUGGCUGAAAGUAUCUCUGAAACCAGCACCAAACACGGUGCACUACAUCCUCACACAUUUUAGAGCUUUCUGGAACAUCAUCAACAACAUACCAUUUUUGCGAGACUCCAUCAUGCGUUAUGUUUUAACAUCACGUUCCCAUUUAAUUGAAAGUCCCCCAACCUUCAAUGCUGACUAUGGUUACAAGAGCUGGGAAGCCUAUUCCAAUCUGUCCUAUUUCACACGUACUUUACCUCCUGUUCCUAAAGAUUGCCCAACACCUAUGGGAGUUGCUGGUAAAAAAGAGUUGCCUGAUGUAAAGGUGGUGGUGGAGAGGUUCCUGCUCAGGAGGAAGUUUAUCCCUGACCCACAGCGCACCAGUCUCAUGUUUGCCUUCUUUGCUCAGCACUUCACACACCAGUUCUUCAAAACUGACAUGAAUAGAGGCCCAGCCUUCACUAAGGCCAAGAACCAUGGGGUUGAUCUAAAUCACAUUUAUGGAGAGGAACUUGAACGUCAACAUAAACUCCGGCUGUUUAAGGAUGGCAAGCUAAAAUAUCAGGUUCUGGAUGGUGAGGUUUAUCCUCCCCUAGUCAGUGAAGUUCAGGUGAAUAUGCACUAUCCACUUCAUGUGCCUGAGUCUCAUCGCUUCGCUGUCGGCCAUGAAGCCUUUGGUCUGGUCCCAGGCCUCAUGAUGUAUGCUACUCUCUGGCUUCGGGAACACAACCGUGUGUGUGACAUUCUUAGGCAGGAGCAUCCAGAUUGGGAUGAUGAGAGGCUCUUUCAGACCACAAGACUCAUCUUGAUUGGUGAGACCAUCAAGAUUGUAAUUGAGGAAUAUGUGCAGCACCUGAGUGGCUACCACUUGAAGCUUAAAUUUGAUCCAGAGCUCCUCUUUAACCAGCGUUUCCAGUACCAGAACCGGAUCUCAUCUGAAUUUAAUACCCUUUACCACUGGCACCCACUCAUGCCUGAUAACUUCUGCAUCCAGGGUGAAGUCUACAGCUACAAGCAGUUCCUCUUCAACACCUCAAUUGUGACAAACCAUGGCAUAAGUAAUCUGGUGGAUUCAUUCUCCAAGCAGACAGCAGGCAGGGUUGCAGGUGGUCACAAUGUUCCACCUGCACUGAUGAUGGUGGCUACAAAGUCGAUUGAGAAUAGUAGAAUGAUGCGCUACCAGUCUUUCAAUGCUUAUAGGAAACGCUUCAACAUGAAGCCGUAUGACUCAUUUGAAGAGCUUACAGGUGACAAGGAGAUGGCAGCAGAGCUGGAGGAGCUGUAUGGCGAUAUUGAUGCUAUGGAGCUAUACACCGGCCUGCUUGUUGAAAAACCAAGGUCCAACGCCAUCUUUGGAGAAACCAUGGUGGAAAUGGGUGCCCCAUACUCACUGAAAGGCCUCAUGGGAAACCCCAUCUGCUCCCCCGAGUACUGGAAGCCCAGCACAUUUGGUGGCAAAAUUGGCUUUAACAUUAUCAACACAGCCUCGCUGCAGAAGCUGGUAUGCAAUAACAUCAAGGGGCCUUGCCCUACUGUGUCUUUUCAUGUGCCCAAUGUAAAGGACUCAGUACUGACGACAAUCGAUGUAAGCAUGGCACACUCAGGCACAAAAGAUGUCAACCCAGCAAUUCUACUUAAAAAGCGGACCUCUGAGCUCUGAAAAACCACUACUGUGAUUGAUUCUCGACACGAAUCACUAGAAAGAAUUGAACUCUUAACAUAGCUUUUCAAUUUAUUUAUUUAUUUGUUUGUUUGUUUGUUAAAUUUAUUUAUUACAUAUUUAUUUAUUACAUAUUUAUUUUAUUUAUUUCCUUUAAUAAGAUCUGUUUUAUUAUAUAAAAUGCUGUAUUUUAAAUGAAUAUUCUAUAUAUCUUUGUAAAUCAGUAUAGUGUAGUGUAUAUAGAAGGAUUUUGACAUGGCUGUUGAGCUUGCAUUGUGCUUACAAUAAGAUAAAGUCAAGAACACAGACAACACUGAACACACAGAACACAUACUUUCUAUGUACAGCAGUGGAUACUGUAUACAACUAUUUUCCUGUAAAUGAAGAACAUUGCACAACCUCUCUGGAGGUGAACAGGUCUUUGAAGGGGGGCAUGUUUCCUUCUAGGAGUCUUGAAGUCAACCUGACAAAGCAUUGCGGUCUGUUCAGGGUCGAGUUUCCCAAAAGCAUUGCAGCACAAAUAUCAAUUCAAUUUUAUUUGUAUAGCACUUUUAACAGUGCACAUCAUCACAAAGCAUCCAUCCAUUAUCUGUAACUGCUUAUCCUGUGCAGGGUCGUGGGCAAGCUGAAGCCUAUCCCAGCUGACUAUGGGCAAGAGGCAGGGUACACCCUGGAGAAGUUGCCAGAUCAUCGCAGGGCUGACACAUAGGGACAAACAACCAUUAACACCUACAGUCAAUUUAGAGCCAUCAAUUAGCCUAACCUGCAUGUCUUUGGACUGUGGGGGAAACCGGAGCACCCGGAGGAAACCCACGCGGACACGGGGAGAACAUGCAAACUCCACACAGAAAGGCCCCCAUCAGCCACUGGGCUCAAACCCAGAACCUUCUUGCUGUGAGAUGACAGUGCUAAACACUACACCAUACCAUCUCAUCACAAAGCAGCUUUACAGAAAUAUAUAAAUGUUAAAUUUAUAAAUUAUUCCCAAAUGAACAAGUCAGAGGUGACAGUGGCAAGAUGACAGGAGAAAGAGACCUUGAGAGGAACCAGACUCAAAAGGGAACCCAUCCUCAUCUGGGUGCCACCAAAUAGUGCGAUUAUAAAUAAUUUAUCUAACUGCAUACUAUAUAUUCAAAAAGUGCAAUUGUGUUAACAGGAACUUAUGAGUUUAUAAGCAACUUAUGUUUAUGAGCAUCAGAUUAAUUUCUGAAUUUGUUACAGUUUUAGCUUAAAAUCUAUUGUUUUAAACCGAAGUCAUUAAAUGUUCAGUGUUGGAGAUUUGAGAGGAAACUGAUUUUAGCAAUUGCAGAAAGGAAGAACAUUCACAACCAUGUCUAUGGUCUUAAUGUGGUACCAUCCACAGUGGGGGGGGGGACACAGAUCAUCAUAUUAAUUGGUAGCGCAAGUAUUACGAUGACCUCUCUCUCUCUCUCUCUCUCUCUCUCUCUCUCUCUUUCCCAGUUUAGAUGAUUCUUACUUUUGCAGUACUUUAGGGGAAACUCAGUCCAGGUUAUUACUGGUUACAGAACCACAGCACAUUUUUGUGGUGGAGAAAACAGACUCAAUGGUUACUAUGUAGAACUGGGCCAGCAGCAGUUGUUCAGUUUGUUGGUGUAUUUACAUCGUAAAAUAUAGAAUGUUUUUGUAAUUGUGAUCCCAUAUGUUAACAUUGUUAACACUACACUAUUGUUUGUUUUUAUGGAAAUAAUACUUAAACAAGUUUAGUUUACAAUUUGUUAUGUCUAAGCAUUUAUUUAGCAUUUUUACAGCAUUGUCUUCCAAUUUAUUUAUUUCUAAUUUAGUUGUUCCCCAUUGUUACAGUUACUCAUCUAGGUGGGCAAAAUUAAUUCAUACUUCUUCCCAAUUUCACCACAAGAUCUUUUCAAACUUGUACUCAUGCAACAUCACUAGGCAGCUAAAUGCGCUUGGAAGAGAGGAUGAACUGCCAUCUAUACAUACAUGCGCCAUGACUUAAUACAUGCCUAUUAUUGGGUAUAGUUUUUCUUACUGAUAGAUUAAAGAGAGUAACACCUGUCCCACCAAGAGAGCAGAACCACUUAACAGUGUUUUUUUUUCUCUAUACUCAGUGGAAAGAAUAAAAAACAACUUUGGAAAAGGGUAAUAAACAAAGUCUCAUACAAAAUA